Messenger RNA from Lobosporangium transversale, 1779 nucleotides. RefSeq lists its product as hypothetical. Bases 1 to 1779 code for a protein of 592 amino acids. The transcript has a single exon. The record is from RefSeq and is a predicted model, not a curated record. Lineage: Eukaryota; Fungi; Mortierellomycota; Mortierellomycetes; Mortierellales; Mortierellaceae.
AUGAAGGCGAUAAGGAUAUCCCUAGGUCUUGUCAGCCUAACAUCUCUUCUCUCCGUGGCUCUGAUGGCCCCGGUUCCUGUGCAGGCUAUGCCGGUCAGCUUGCGUUCGUAUCCCCAUCAUCCUCGCGCAGAUCCCGAUCCUUCCAAUUCAACUCCGUCUCCAACCCCCGCCUCUAAUAAUACAAACUCAACAGUCACUGAAUCAAAGACGCCUAAAAACUCUCAUCCCCGCCAACACCAACAACCAAAGUAUGAUUUUGACAUCCUAAACCCGGAACCUAAUGAUGAAUGGAUUUCAGGUUCAUUACAAAGCUUGAGUUGGGUCGAUCUGAAUCUUCCACCACGUACAACAUUCGAUAUUACUUUCGUCCCCGUCGACCCAGAGACUAACCCAGAGGCGAUCACAGUCACGCGACGGCCUACGCUUCGUUAUGUAUCAGCGCUUAAACGCUUCGUAGAUGUCAUCGUUCCCUAUGAUUUGAUCACAAAGGAACAAUUGGUCCAGGAGCAGGAAGGCGACGGUGAAAAAGUAGAAGAGAUUCCUGAGGAAUUUAUCCAUGGAGUUCAUCAGGGCGACGCCAAUGAUACUGACCUACCUGCAAUCCCAUCUUCAUUACCAACGACGUCAGCACAGCCUUUCAAAGAUAUUCGGUCGCAGGCUCGACUCUAUAUCACCGCUUACGAAGGCCGGUCUAAUAAGAUCCUGGUUCGGAAGAGUGUUUUCCCCAUCAUAAUCCGAAAGGAUCACGCGCGGGAUCUACGCGCUGUCAAGGCUCCUUCACCUGCAUCGGAUUUUCCCAUCCCUCUGAAUGGUGGCAGCGGUGGUGGUGUGGCCGAAUUACAGCAGCUACAACAGAAAGAAGAACCAGAUCUAAAGGACGUAUCGACUGAGAGUCUACUCGAAAAGAAGGACUCAGAUAUCACGCAUCUGGAAGACGAUGUUCAGGAUCAAUCUCAUGGAGAAGAAAGAUCAGAAUCCAAUGAGGAUGAAGUCAUCGCUAGCACUAAUGGCGACAAGGCUGGCUAUGAAGGAACUGAAUCGAUUAGUGAUGAAAGCAGUGAAGAGCCACCAGUUUCUCCCAUUAUUAAUCAACAACAACGUGAGGACGAAAACCAAAGCGUAGAGGACGAUAUAGAAAAGGAGAAUGAAAUCAAUAUGUACACACCUACUGGGAGAGAAUUGGGAGUGAACACUGACGAUACCACUGAGACGGAAGAGGUUAAAAAUGAUCAUGAAAACGAACAUCAACACCAGCAGGAGACCAAAACCCAUAGUCACGAGGAGAAAAGGGACGGCGACGAAGAUGAGGAGAAGCACGAUCAUACUCACUCUAUCGAUCCCAAUUUUUUCCAGAACGACGAGGAUGUUGAACUUUGGAACGAGCAUAUGGACGACCCAGGCUAUAACCCACCCAUUAAGGUCAUUGAUGCGGGCACGAUCAAUAUCACACGGUGGAUCGAAAAUAAGGUCCGGUUUUUUGUUGGAGCACCCUAUGUAUUUGCAUGGGAAUUCCCAGAAUCCGGCAAGGGCUUGACAGGUGUCGUCAAUGUCUAUGUCGAAGAUGCCUUCACAGGCAAGCGAUAUGAUAUUGUGGCGGGUAAUAUGCCAAGUGAUGUGCAGUUCAUGUACUUGCACCCGAGUGCCAUCAUGAUGAGUGCUACUCCUAACAAGAGAAUCUAUCUACGUGCGAGAGUCGAAUUGGAUCUGUUCAAACUUGGCAACAUUCAUCGCUACACAGGUUUCUCCAAAAUGUUUUGGGUUGAGCGAGGAGCACUUUAA